Molecule: messenger RNA, 336 nt
Organism: Alternaria rosae
Lineage: Eukaryota; Fungi; Ascomycota; Dothideomycetes; Pleosporales; Pleosporaceae
Exons: 2
Coding region: 1-336 (111 amino acids)
Source: RefSeq, a predicted model, not a curated record
AUGGACAGAUUCAAAGGACCACCCACCCUCGUGCUCAACGCCAGUUGCCUCGCAAUUGCUCAGCUUAACCAAUACCACUCGCCUCUCUUGCGCCUGCCGGCUGAGCUCCGCAACAAGAUAUUUGACUUAGCCCUAGAAAUCAGCGCGAAGAGUUGGCAACAUAAGCCAGAUAUUCACUGGGACCGCCUCCAUCUAUCCCGUACGUCGCGGCAAAUCUUCGCCGAAACCGCACACACUUCGCAAUACACAUCUACCCUGUUGCGUACGCCACACACUAUUGGCAUGAUGACUGCGGCUUCCCACGACCCAAGCACAAGUUCACGCCGUCUCAAAUAA